This is a messenger RNA of Acromyrmex echinatior (Panamanian leafcutter ant), 1438 nucleotides long. RefSeq names its product DDB1- and CUL4-associated factor 8-like. Gene Ontology annotation, cellular component: Cul4-RING E3 ubiquitin ligase complex; cytoplasm. NCBI's taxonomy places the organism in Eukaryota, Metazoa, Arthropoda, Insecta, Hymenoptera, Formicidae. Gene Ontology annotation, molecular function: protein binding. The record is from RefSeq and is a predicted model, not a curated record.
AUGGAAAAAUCGGAUGAAAUUUCGAGUAAGCGACAAAAAUUAAAUGAAAGUGCGUGCAAUACCAGUGAAGGAAAUUUAAAUAACAAUACAGUGACGUUUCAAAGAAACACAUUAAUAGCGGAGCAGCAAAAUGAUUAUUUGAUAAAUAAGUUAACUGAGAACGAAUCAUCGGAUACAAAUUUAAGAGCAGGAUCAGAAAUUACUAAUAAUUACCAGUCUAAUCCAUACAAACAUGAAGAUAGUGGGAAUAAAUGGGAAGAGAAACAAGAGGAAGAUAAAGAUAAGAACAAUAAAGAAGUGACCGAUAACUUUAAAAUAAGAAAAAUAUUUCCUAAUUGGCAUAUUGUACCGGAAGUGAUAAAUCGCCAAAUAGGUAGCAAUCCAUUAUUCGAAAGACAGUUCUAUAGUUCUUUAUAUGCAGUAAAGCGGUUCGAACUUAUAUAUAAACUUAAUGAAUUCAUACCGGCUUUUAUCAAUAAUGAGAACUUCUUUAUAUCAGAUGCCAAGUGGCUGCCGUGGGAAAAUCUUAUAGCUUUUUCUGAUAUUUAUUAUGUGAUAUAUAUGCUGGAUAUUGAAAGUGGCAUAUCGAUGAAAUUGGCAAUACGCUCUGGAAUCUCGAAAUUGGCUGUGCAUCCUGAAAUACCUCAUGUAAUUUUUUCUGCUGGAACUGACUCAAGAGUGAUAUCCAUUGAUACCCGGGAAAACGAAACAAAAGAGUUAUUUGUAGUAAAGACAAAUUCGUCAAAAAUAUCAUUAUGCAGUAUAGAGUUUAAUCCUUUAAACAGUAAUGAAUUAUGUGUCGCUGGUUUUUCCUACUGUGUCAUGGUAUACGAUCGGCGAAAAGUUUCAAAACCUCUUUAUAAACUAUGGCCUAAUUAUAUAAUAAAUAAUGAUCAUGUAUUUGUAACGUCUGCAACGUAUAAUUAUAACGGAGAAGAAAUUCUCGUUUCGUAUAAUCAUAAGGACUUAUUCCUGUUUGAUAAAUUAACAUUGUCACUUGGAGAUUACGACCAUACGUAUGAGAAUUAUGUGGAUAUGUCACCGUUAUAUAAUGGUUAUUUUUUCGGACCUAAAAGCGAAUAUGUUAUAUCUGGAACCGAUAAUAAUAUAUUUAUUUGGGAAAAAAAUUCAGAAUCUAUCAUAAAAUAUAUGAGAGGAGAUAAAACAUGCGUAACUCACUUGGCGAGUCAUCCGUAUAUUCCCAUGCUUGCGACUUGCGGAUAUGAUAACAACAUUAAACUAUGGAUGCCUUCGAAUAAAAAACUUUCGAGAAUGCAGUCAUUCGGCAAUCAUUUUUUUGCGGAUCCCUUUAUAUUACCAAUGUCCAACUCCAAAUCGAGACGAUGAUGAUGAUAGUACUUAAUUCCAAUAGUUUCUGGUCGGAUAGCUCUAUCGAGAAUAGUCUAUCUGAAUGCGGCGACGUUGAAAGAAUACAGUG